Talaromyces amestolkiae is the source of this 1131-nucleotide messenger RNA. RefSeq lists its product as uncharacterized. The coding region runs from base 1 to 1131 and encodes 376 amino acids. The record is from RefSeq and is a predicted model, not a curated record. NCBI's taxonomy places the organism in Eukaryota, Fungi, Ascomycota, Eurotiomycetes, Eurotiales, Trichocomaceae. Gene Ontology annotation, molecular function: phosphatase activity. Gene Ontology annotation, cellular component: cytoplasm. The transcript is spliced from 3 exons.
AUGAAGUUCUCUACACUCGUCGGCUUGGCUGCGGCCGCUGCUUCAACCGCCAGUGCUAAAUACAUCAACUACACCACUGUGACUGGAUACUUCCUACAAGAUGAGGCUUCUACCGAUGCUUCAACUUUCGUCUACUACCAAAACGAUUUUGGCCUGAUCAAUCAGACUUACCCUGGCGAGGGCAAAGCACUCGGAAAAACCCAGUGGCAGCGGUUCUACCAAGAAGUCAAGCGUCUGAAUCGCGAGUCCCCUGAUAAUGUGCAGUACAAGGUCUUUUUCUUCGGAAGACACGGCGAGGGUUACCACAAUGCGGCUGAGACCUACUACGGAACGCCUGCUUGGAACUGCUACUGGGCCGAAUUGGAUGGCAACAGCACCAACACCUGGCACGACGCAGCCUUGACUCCCAAUGGCAUCUCCCAAGCCCAAAUCGCGCACAACUACUGGCAAACCCUAAUCAACAACGAAAAGAUUCACACCCCCGACGCCUACUACGUCUCACCGCUCACGCGCUGCUUGCAAACCGCCAACAUCACAUUCGAAGGUCUCAACCUUCCCCACAACAGCGCUGAGUUCAAGCCUACCGUUAUGGAACUACUUCGCGAGGGAAUCAGCAUCCACACCUGUGACAACCGACAGAGCAAGAAAUACAUCCACAACCUCUUCCCCGAAUGGACUAUCGAGGAAGGCUUUGCCGAGGACGACCACUAUUGGAACGGCAUCACCGAGGAAACUAGCGCCUCCCAAGCCGUGCGCUCAAAGAAAGUGCUCGACCAAAUCUUCAACGAACUCAACAACGCCGAAGAAAGCGACUGCGAGCCCGCGAGCGACAGUCUUUUCGUCUCUGUGACCAGCCACUCUGGCGAAAUCGGGUCGUUGUUGAGUGUGCUCGGUCAUCGCAGUUUUAGUUUGAGUACUGGUGCUGUCAUCCCUGUGCUCGUUAAGGCUGAGACCCUUGACGAGACUGUUGCGACUACUUGCUUGGCUUGGACUGCAAACCCGCAUUGUACGGCGCCUCCUGUCACCUCGGUGACGGCGUGUGUUUGUGCUGCGUCGGCGACGCCGGUGACCACGCCGUUGGUCACUGUUACUUCUGAGCCGCCUACCGUCACGGCCACUGUUUGUUAUUGA